Paracoccidioides lutzii Pb01 is the source of this 459-nucleotide messenger RNA. RefSeq lists its product as hypothetical. The record is from RefSeq and is a predicted model, not a curated record. The coding region runs from base 1 to 459 and encodes 152 amino acids. The transcript has 3 exons.
AUGUCCAAGUCACGUCUGCCGAUGUAUCUAGGUCUCGCCGCCGCUGCUGCGGGAGGAUACUAUCUAUACUCCGCAGGAGGCGAUCCUAAGAGAGCCACUCGGAAAUUCGAAGUGGAAGAAAAUGGGAUCGAGAAUGGGCGAACUGACCGUGGUGGCGUGGGCUCAUUUUCACGGUUUGUAGAUGAUGCUUCACGCGCAGGAUCGAAGAUUCGAAGCGAGAGCAACAAGGCGCUGGGCGCUGAGCAACUCGGGAAGGAUAUAGAUGAGGCGGCCAAGAAAGCACAACGAGCGGAUGAAAGAGCCGCUCUUCUUGCCAAGGAAGGUGUCGAUAAGUUUGAAAAGGCCCGUCACGAUGCUGCCAGAGAUGUAAAUGCGAAGAUUGACGCGUUCGACAAGACUGUUGAGCAGAAGGCGGCUGAGGCUAAGAGCGGAGUGUCUUCGUGGUUUGGGAAGAAAUGA